Molecule: messenger RNA, 1447 nt
Organism: Lycium ferocissimum
Lineage: Eukaryota; Viridiplantae; Streptophyta; Magnoliopsida; Solanales; Solanaceae
Product: probable 2-oxoglutarate-dependent dioxygenase SLC1
Exons: 4
Coding region: 89-1234 (381 amino acids)
Source: RefSeq, a predicted model, not a curated record
UAAAAAAUCAUCAAAUUGAAACCCUUCGCCUCUUCAAUUCCUUCUUCAACUUGACCAUUUUUUUUCUUUAGAAAAUAUUACACAUAUAAUGUGUCCAGCAAUGCAUUUGUUGGCUGUUGAAAAAACUAAGGAAAAGGAGGAGCAAAUUGAAAGUAGAUAUCAAAAAGGAGUUAGGCAUUUAUGUGAAAGUGGGAUCACUAGAAUUCCCAAAAAGUAUGUAUUGCCAGUUUCAGAUAGGCCCCUAAUUGUGAAAAAAGAAGAAAAAAGUGAUGAAAAUCUCAACUUGCCCAUUAUUGAUUUUGCUCAACUUCAAGGCCCCAACAGAUCCCAAGUUCUCAAAUCCCUUGCCAAAGCUUGUGAAGAGUAUGGAUUUUUCCAGUUGGUAAAUCAUGGUAUACCUAGUGACAUAAUUCAGCACAUAAUUGAAGUGGGCAAACUAUUUUUUGAACUUCCCUUUGAAGAAAGGGCAAAGUACAUGUCUACUGCUAUGGAAGCACCAGUACGACUUGGCACAAGCUUUAAUCAAAACAAAGAUGGAGUAUUUUGUUGGAGGGAUUUUCUCAAGCUCAGUUGUCAUUCUUUAUCAAGUGAUAUGCUCUCACUUUGGCCCUCUUCUCCAGUAGAUCUCAGGGAGGCAGCUGCAAAUUAUUCGAAGCAAGCAAAGUUCUUGUACCAAUUGCUAAUAGGAGCAAUUCUUGAAAGCUUGGGAAUAGUGAAUGAAAACAAUGAUAGUAAUAAUUUGAAAGAGUUUGAGGAUGGGAGCCAACUCUUAGUAUUGAAUUGCUAUCCUUCUUGCCCAGAGCCAGAUUUAACACUUGGGAUGCCACCACAUUCAGACUAUGGCUUACUCACACUUCUCUUACAAGAUGAAGUGAAGGGCUUACAAAUACAGCAUAAAGAAAGAUGGUUAACAGUUGAGCCAAUUCCUAACUCCUUUGUGGUAAAUGUUGGGGACCAUCUUGAGAUAUUCAGCAACGGAAGGUACAAAAGUGUGCUACAUAGGGUACUUGUAAAUUCUUCAAAAUCAAGAAUCUCAGUUGCUUCACUACACAGCCUGCCUUAUAGCUGCAAGAUUCAGCCUUCUCCAAAGCUCAUCAAUGAAUCCAACCCAAAACUCUACAAGGACACAGAUUUUGCCAAUUUUCUUGAAUAUCUUUCGUCUUGUGAACAUAAGAGCAAGAGUUUCUUGGAAUCUAGAAAAUUGACUAAUCAAAAAGGAAACCAUGUUAUUUAGUAAGGCUAUUCGUAUAGUUAUUAUUACGUUAAUCAAAGAUUAUUUUGUGUAUUUUAGCAAUAGUGGUUAUUUGUUAUCUCAAAAGAGAUAAAAACAUAACAAAAAAGAAGUUAAUUAUUUGCGAAAGGAGCAUAGGCGGUUGUAUUGUAGUUCUAUCGAGCUGAUUGGCACUAUUGUAUGGCUGAUAGAUAAUUACUACAAUUUUCGUGUGUA